Molecule: messenger RNA, 1176 nt
Organism: Purpureocillium lilacinum
Lineage: Eukaryota; Fungi; Ascomycota; Sordariomycetes; Hypocreales; Ophiocordycipitaceae
Source: RefSeq, a predicted model, not a curated record
AUGUUCGGUAUUUUGGCGGCCGUCACGGUCCCAAAUGCUGGCGUCUACGCUACGCUCGAUGACCUGCUAGGCGACCUCACCAACCGCACGCAGAAAGACGGCUACAAGAUUGUCAAGCUCCGGUCGCAUCGGAGCCGGCCUGGCGAGCCCGUCAUGCGCGUCGAUCUCUGUUGCGAAAGGGGCGGUCAGCCGUACAAGUGCGCCGCGACAAAGCACAAGACGUCGACGAAGAAGACGGACUGCCCGUGGAAGGCCAAGGCCGUCGACCGCAAAACCGUGGGUGGCUGGGUCCUGACAGUCAUCUGCGAUCAACACAACCACGAACCAGGGACGCCGGAGCCGCCUACCCCUUCGCAAGGCAGCGAGGCCGAGGACAAUGAUGCCGAAGAAGACACGCCUGCUGAGGGCCCUCAGCCCGAUCCCGAGACUGCGGCGGCACUCCAGGUCGCCGGCGUCUCUGACUCUCUUUUACGUCUCAGCGGCGACACCUUCCACAAGUUCAAGAACGACUAUCGAAAGAUGUCACAGCCUGACCGCAUAGGCAUGCUCGCCCAGCUGCAGCUACGGAUCGCCGCCAUUUAUGCCCUCCAGAACGAAGACUUACAGCGGCAAAAGCGACAAGAAGCUCAGGACAGGCGACACCAGGAGAUUGAGGAGAGCAGGAGGCGAACAGAGGCGCAGAACGAGGAGAGUAUGAGACGAAUCGCAUCGCAAAACGAAGAGCGGACAAGUCGACAGCGCAACCCGCCGCCCAGCGCGCAGGCUGGCGCGCAACUCAUGUUCCACAACGCCAAUGCCCGGCAAACUCGCAUGCUGCAGAGGCGGUCCCGCGGGCAGCAGCAACCCCAGAACAAUUCCCGGCAAUAUGCUCAGAUAGCACCGACUCCAGCUCCUCCCCAACCACAGUUUGAGCCCAUUCCUUCAGAGACAGACGCGGCUCCUGCGACGACUGUUACACCUGUGCCGUACCCUCUCAACGUUAGGUAUAGGGUCUACCCGGGUCCUCCCAAGCGGAUCCGCGGGGGCCGGCAGUCGCAAGGCGGCAUGGCUGGGCAACGGGCGCAGCAGACAGCGCAGCAGACAGCGCAGCAGAGCGGCCAUCCAAACGCAUCCGGCCCUCAGCAAACACCGCAGCAGUCUUCUCAAUCGACACCGUCCAUCGAGUCGAGCUCGUAG